Messenger RNA from Schistosoma haematobium, 2664 nucleotides. RefSeq names its product Ankyrin repeat domain-containing protein 42. The transcript has 7 exons. NCBI's taxonomy places the organism in Eukaryota, Metazoa, Platyhelminthes, Trematoda, Strigeidida, Schistosomatidae. The record is from RefSeq and is a predicted model, not a curated record. The coding region runs from base 585 to 1742 and encodes 385 amino acids.
AAAAAAACAAUUCUUAUCUAAACUAUAUAACGUUAGAUAAACACAGUGCAUAUAUGAUGAUAAUUUGUAGGUGAUUGGAAAAUCAGCUCAGUUAGUUAAAUGGGAGUAUUAAGCACCUGUCGACAUUCAUAUAAAGUAGUAAUUCAUUUAGAUGAUCAAUUAAGACAUACAUAUACAUGUAUAUAAAUAGACACGUAUAUAUAUGUACCCAUACAAACAAACAAACUAUAUGAUAUUUUAUGAAGUUAAAAUAACACUACUUUACAUUCAUCAUCUUUUAGUAAAAAUUGAAGGAGACGAAUAAUAAGUCUACUAAUAAAAAUAGAGAAACAAAAUAUUGAAACCCUAAAUUUUGACUCAAUCACUUAUAGACAUAAAAAAAAAAUGAUGGUGAUAGAAUAAUAAUAAUAAUACGCUAAAUUAAAUGAAAAAAAAAAAGUAUAGAAUACAUGUUUGGAUUGGUUCCCAAUAUUAUUUGUUUUUAGUAAGUCCUAAUUCUAUUGCGCCCACGAUUAGUAUGUCUAUAAAUAUAUGGUAGAAUUAAGGAUACAAAAAACAUUAAUUCAUUUCAAAUCAUUUUGAGAAUGGUCUUUCGAAUUGAAGUAAAUCUUGGUAAUGGAUUCCUUCUAUUUAAAACAAUGAAACGGAAAUUUAAUCAUAUACAAUCAGUGAAUAAAUUUAAUAUAAAUAAAAUAAAACAUAUAAAAUAUUGUCAAAAAUAUUGUACAUAUUGUAGUCCUGAACGAUAUACCAUAUUAAUACAUAAUGAACAUUUAAAUCAAAUUCAUUAUACAAUGUGUCCAUAUGAUGAAUUAUUAAUUAUGGCUAAAUCAAUUUGUACAAAUUUAAUGCAAGAUAAUAAUAAUAAUAAUCAUAAUAAUAAUCAGAACGAUAACAAUAAUAAUAGUAUAACAAUUUUAGUCUUAUCGAUAACUUGCGGUAAACUUUCCAAUUUUACAAGAUACAAUCCUGUUCUUAUUAAUCGAAACAUCAACACUAGUACCAACAACAACAAGAACAAUACUCCUCCUCCUACUAAUAUAAGUAGUACAAGUCAUGCAAAAUCAUCGAAUCCCCUUAACACAACAAUCUCUAUAAAUAUCCAAACUAUUAGUAAGACGAUUCAACGAGCUAAACUGGAAAAAGUUGAUUAUAAGCAAUCUAGAACUAAAUCUAAAUGGGGAAUUAUUAAUUUAUCCGCGUGUAAUAAUAUACAUUCCGAUAUUUCAAUUGAUCUAAAUACUUCAGUGAAUAGUAUGAACGAUGGAAAAAAGAAUAUUUGUUACACUUAUGAUAAUCAUUAUCAUUAUUAUUGUUGUUAUUAUUACUAUUACUAUUAUUGUUAUCAUUAUCACUAUUAUUCAUAUCAAAAAUCACCUUUGUUUACAACGUUAUGGUCUGAGCAUAUCUUGAAUAGUGGGAGUAAAGAUAUCCAGCUGGGUUUAAAAACACCCAAUAUUAAUUGUGACGCUUAUACUCAAAAAUUUAAUAUCACUCAAAACUCCAAUGAAAAGCACACUGGUAAUAUGGAGAAAAUAUUAAUAGAAAACGAAACAGAUAAUGAAGUAAUGCGAUAUAUGUCUAAGUUUGAUUUGAUCAAAAACUGUGCUCAAAUAAGAUCCGAAAACCACAAACCAAACAGAUUGAAAGAUCUACAGUUAUCAGUUAAUUUACGUCCGCCAGAACCUGUUGGUUGUCAACUACUGCAAAUGAAUUCAGCACCAGUUACGAAAGGAUUGUGAACACUGAAUACAUGAAGCUAUGGUGAAACCUGAUUUUAUAUAUACGAAAAAAAUACAAAGGAGUUAGACCAUAAAAGAAUUUCAUCAAUGGGAAGGAAAAAUAUUCUCCGACUUCUUGUCAGUAAAGAUGUAUAGUUCAAUUAUUAUGUAUUGUAUCAUAAGAAAAUCAGAUGCAAAAACUAAUUUAUCUUCAUUUUUGUUAAACUUCUUUUACACCGUUUCACUGACCGAAUGUCAAACAACCCUUUUAUAUCUGCAUUGUGUAUUUAUCGCCAAUUGGUCCAUUAUAACAGAUACACACCUCCCUAAAUCAGUAGUGAUCACUGUGUUUAGUCAUUACACUAAUUGUUCUUAAACCAUGUCAGUACAGAUCAGUUCUGAACUAUCAUUUUAAAUUUGACGAGUGUAAAAUGUGUAGCACUGAAUGUAGUUGAGAUGGUGGAGAAGAUUUGUAGCUCAGGUGGAUGAUUGAUUUGUCUUCCUUUGUUAUUUCAUUCUUUGGUUUGCAUAGGAUUGAUUGUAGCGACUUUGUCGGCCUGUGUGCCACACCUAUCCCGAAGGUUUUCAGCAGUCUCGUUGAGGUUUCUGGUAUGCCUUCUAUGUGUGGUAGGGCGAUCCUUUUGUUGAUUUCUGUGCUUGACUUAGGUUCUGACGCUGCGUGCGGUUGGUAUUUUUUGACGAAGUUGAUUGGGUAGCCGUUCUUUUGAAAUACGUCGUUCAGGUACUCCUCUUCAUAUUUUCGUGCUGCCAGUGUGUCCUCGCUCACAAAAUCAACCGCGUACACACUUUGUUCAAAAGGGCGAGGACACACUGAAACGCACUGGAAGGCAUAUCAGAAACCGCAACGAGACUGCUGAAAACCUUCGGGAUAGGUGUGGCACACAGGCCGACAAAGUCGCUACAAUCAAUCCUAUGCAAACCA